AUAAUCCCAAGUCAUGUUUCGUGACUUUCAAGCCACACUUGUUUGGUUUCAAGAAAUUCUUUAAAAAAAAGGGCCAUAAAGAUCCCAAAAAUUCCAACGGAGAGAGCCACGAAAAGAUUUAAGUUGAAAAGUUUGAAGAAUCUUGAUCUCGGGAAGUUGUUUUCCAGCAUCUUCUUCCUCAUCUCCGUCAAUUCCGCCGAACAAAACCCUAAAUCCACCGCGCCGCCGCCACAGCCACCAUGUCUACCUCCUCAUCUGAUGAACCCCUAAACCCAGAACCAGAACCCAUCGCUGAAGCACCUAAAAUACAAGGAAACGAAAAAGAAAACGAAAACAAAAACCUAAAUCCAGAAUCCACAGAUCCAUCCCCAGUAGACAUAGAAAAAGGAAAUCAAGAGGGGGAAGAAGAAGAAGAAGGAGAAUGUGGAUUUUGCUUGUUCAUGAAAGGGGGCGAGUGUAGAGAAACAUUCAUCAACUGGGAAAAAUGCGUUGAAGAAGGCGAAAAGAACGAUGAAGAUAUCGUGAACAAGUGUUUUGAUGCUACAUCAGCUUUGAAGAAAUGUAUGGAGGCUCAUCCGGAUUACUACGGCGUGAUUUUGCAAGCAGAAAAGGACGCUGAGCAAGAAGUACACAAUCAAUUAGAUCAGGAAAAAGAAGAAAAGGUUGCAGUAGAUUCAAAAUCAGAGGAUCAGCAACAAAAACAGGAAAGUCAAUGAUUUUGAACCGAAAUUUUGAGGUAAUUGAGAGAAAUAACUGAGAAUCGUUUACAUGAUUUUGUUAAAUUCAGAAAUAAAGAUACUAUAAUCCAAUUUAUACUGUAGAGCCAAAUGAUUGAAUGGCUAUCCUGUUUAACCUUUUUGUGAAUUCUACCAUGAAUUUUGAUUACCCCAAAUUGAUUAUGUUAUACAUAGAAUCUUAGAUUUUAA
Messenger RNA from Lactuca sativa (garden lettuce), 926 nucleotides. RefSeq lists its product as uncharacterized. Lineage: Eukaryota; Viridiplantae; Streptophyta; Magnoliopsida; Asterales; Asteraceae. The record is from RefSeq and is a predicted model, not a curated record.